AUGUCCAGGUAUCAAGCGACCGUCAGGCGCGGAAAGGCCAAGCGACCCUUCGACCCCGCCUGGAUCUAUGCAGCCAUAGUGAACCCUCCGAACGCCCGUGGACCUGAAAAGUGUUAUGGAUGCGACGAGGUGCUUCCGCCAUACUGUUACUCGGAGACUCAAUGGCGAAACAAACGCCGUCGCUGCAGGAAAUGCAUCGAAGAGUACCGCGGCUCAUGGGUAGAGUUCGAGUCCACCCUGCGUGCGCGCGAGGCGCGAGCCGAAGAGGUCCGUGCCGAGCAACAGCUACGGUUCCUGCCUGAGAGCAGCAUGUCGAAGAGGAAGCCGCAGGCAAAGAUGGAGAAGAGGAUUGCUGCAUAUCAUCAACGACUAAACAGUGCGAUUCUGGGCUGGGACGACGAGCCCGAACCGGUGCCUAUGAGGGCCAACGAGCCGCAAGGGCAGAGAUUGACUGUGACGAUCGCUAAUGAGUGGCCAGCUCUAACGUCAGCUUCCACCAUGUCCACCGCUCGGCCAGCUGGUAGCACGGCUAAUCAAGCUAGACCGCCGCAACCCAGUGGUCCCAGCACCGCCGUCAAUAAGCCAGUUCCGGCAACCGCACAGGUUACAAACGGACUAACACCGACAUUCCGUCCGAUCAAAAGCACCUCGACCGCCGGACCGUCGGGUGCAACGGGCGCGCGCAAUGGAAUUCCCACAAGCGGCAGCAUCAGUGGCGGUUCUCAGAAUGGACUUCCCAAGACGCCGGCAUCUGGCGGAAAUACUCCGACGGUUACGACCAGCACCGCUGAAGGCAGCAAUGGAAAUGGAGCUGGAGCUUCAGGCGCUGCCGGGAACGGCAUGCAGCAACGACAACCUCUAGCGAAUGUUCAGCCAAGUGCUGACAAGCCGGCAGUCGGAUCUGCCCUUAUUAGAGAGCAGCAGCGACAAUCUUCGACGAAAGUUCAGCUCAUUGCUGAAAAGUCGGCCAUCGGAUCUGUGAUCACCACUGGACAGCAAUGCCAAUCUCCACCAACCGGCCAGCCCACCCCCGAUAAAUCUCUGCACGGCAAAACACCUCUCAUUCGAUCACCCGCAAACCAACUCGAAAAGAACAGAGUGAGGAACCACAACAGCCGAAUCUCAUCGCUGUUCAAAAAUGCCAUCGCUGAUUUAGUCAACCAUAACAACCAGGCCAAGCCGGCUGCUGGGAAGAAAGAUGCGGGUGAUGAUAUUUCGGCGAUGCCCGUGGUUACGGCUGCUGCUGGCGUCCCGCCUGUUAUCGUUCAACCUGUAGCGAGCGUCCCCCCCGCGGCUGAGGGUGAUAAGGGACCCGUUCAAGUUAAGCAGUGGAAACGGCUCCUGCUCUCCACGUCGCCGCUGAUUUCCAUUGGAAAGCGCAAACUCGUCCGCGACCCUGCAAUCGAGCUGCAGCUCGGCCUGGUUGUGCGCGUCGGCUCGCGUGCAUUUGUUAUCAUCGAGGGCGAAGGUGAAAGAGUGGCGUCGUACCUCGAUAUGAUCAAGGUAUCAGCAGUUGGAGAGCGAUGUUUUGCCGGUGGCUCACAUUCACGGAAAUCGCAGACCCUAGCCCCGGAAAAACUGGAAGAAGAGACGCAACUCGACCCGCGGGACAAUGGAUGGGCAAAACUGCUCGUCAAGAACGAUGGUAAUGAGCAACGUCAACCAGUGACCGACAUGAUUAUAGGCGAGGACAAGUUCAUCGACCGGUAAUGUGUCCGAGU
Messenger RNA from Fimicolochytrium jonesii, 1721 nucleotides. RefSeq lists its product as uncharacterized. The coding region runs from base 1 to 1710 and encodes 569 amino acids. The transcript is spliced from 5 exons. The record is from RefSeq and is a predicted model, not a curated record. Lineage: Eukaryota; Fungi; Chytridiomycota; Chytridiomycetes; Spizellomycetales; Powellomycetaceae.